CACUGCUGAAGCGACCAGGGGCGGCUUGGCCUGUCUGUGUUGGAAAGCGGUCCACUUUGGAGAGGGAACCCAUGACCCGACGGUGAGGCCAGAGACACCUGCCUCGCACACCCUCCCCAGAGGCCUGGACCCCUGAGGCCGGUGCCCUUAACCUGGACCUAGAGAUCUCAGCCUUGUUGGACCCAGGCUCACAGGCUGACAUCGGUCCAUGAGCCACCACUUCGAGGAGCAUUGACCUAGAACAGAAAUUUGUAGCUCAUACUGAAAUUCCAACCAUGGGGGCACUACAUUUUAACAAGUCAAAGGGUCUGUUUCAGCAUAUCUAAGGAGCACAGUCUUCCUAGCCUCCCCUCUCAAGUCUAUCUGUCCUUUAUCACAGUUUCUCUCCAAGUCCUGCCCAGCUUGGAAUUCACCAUUUGCUUGCCCUGCUUCAGUCACCUUCUUGCACUGUAGAGGAAUUCAGUACCAUAAACUAACAGCAGGGCUGUGGUGUGAUAUUUGCUUUCCUCCGGUAGUAGCAGCCCAGUCAAAGCCAUGAGUCCUCCUGCUCACCUGCUGGUGGGUAAGGUAGGUGCUGAGAAAUGGCACAAGAACACUCUCACAACAGUGCGAGAGACAAACAAUCUGACGAAGCGCUGCGGGAAGGAAGCACUCGAACUUUGGUGUCCAAUCCCACCUCCCGGCCAGGCUGAAGAGACACCAUAUGAACGCAAGGUUAGGAAAGAUGCCUGGAAGUUCAAGUUAGAUGUCCUGGCAACUGGAGAGGUGAAGACGAAACCCCCCGAAGGGCCAGGAGUGACCCUGUGGAAAAGCAAAGUUAAACCUCCCCCUUGGAUCUCCAAAAUAGCCUUGCCCUGCUGCCGAGACUUCAGCACCAUGAAGAACAAUGAAUUUGUGGCCCAAUAUGUCAGGGACACACGGCUGGUGGUGAGCCGUCUGCGUCAGGCCCUCAUUGAGAUCAAUGAGCAAUUCAAAGCGCUGGUGCGUCUAAGAGAGCAGCUUGACCAAAUGCUGGAUAAAGUUCGUCAGAGCCUUGUCACCAACAAACAAAGCCAAGCAAUCCGGGAACACCGGCCGGAACCAGAGAAGAUACUUGACAAGGUGGAUGGCUUGAUGAAAUGGGAGAAGGUGGAGUUCCGGAAAUUGAAAGCCAAGCUGGAAGGAACGAUGGCAAUGUUGGGAGAUCAUCUUAAGGUACUGGGCACAUGCAGGCAAACCCUGAACACCCUGUGUAGUGAACGUGGUCGUGUGCUGGACCUCAUUCCACAGCCUUUGCGCAUGGUCAUCUUAGGGGCAGGGCGAGACUCCUGGCUUUCACUGAGCCGACCUUCCUCCCCUUGGGUGGAGCGAAACGAGACACCCAUUCCUGAUCCUGUUGGACCCUUCACUCCGGAGUGUGCAGCAGUUCUAGAAGAUGCCCGGCGCCUCACCUUCCUCACUAAGAAUGUGUUACUUCAAGUGCAAAAGGCCAUCAGCGAGGCACAAGACAUCCGAAAUACAGUUCACAAUAUCAUUGAAAACAGCUUGCAAGGCAAGAGAGAUGAGACACUCCAUCAUAAGGAACGGCUGGACAUGACUCUGGGAGGCACACGCAGUACUCUGCAUCGCUGCCAACGUUUUCAGCAUGAGAUGCGUAUCACGCGGGGAAUGGCUUUGGGCCCUGCAAGUAGCAAGUACCUGGAGACACGGGAGAGGUUGACACGACCAGUUGUGCAGGUGUUCCAAAGACAUGUGGGGACACAACUGCCUGAAGCUGCAAUCCUCAACCAGUCCACUGCACAGUUAGAUCGUUCCAUAGCAGAUACAGGUGAUAAUAUUUCACACCUAAAAGCCACCCAGCGUUACCUGCGUGAGUGCAUUCAUGACAAGCAGACGGGCUAUGACAUUGAUGGCAGUAUCAAGCGACUGCGGCAGCGCCGCAUGCAUCCUCACACCACCAUGAAAGAGACUUUAGAACUGGUCUACACCUAGCAUGGCAAAUGAACAGAGAGAGCAUAAAAAUAAAGAAUUGGACACCAUAGAGUGGCCUGAAAUAAUUUCUUCCUACAAUGAAGUAUGCAAUACUGUGUUUCUAACCAAAGCAUUGUAACUUGUAUGUAGACAUAAGCAUGUCAGCUUUAUGCUAAUCCCAUAAAAAGCAAGUGUCUCACCUUCAUGAUCCUUGUGACAGAAAAUACAAUCCCAAAAGACUGAAGGGGAGGAUCCUUCGUGAAUUGCUAGAAGUGUUAUUGU
Messenger RNA from Sceloporus undulatus (fence lizard), 2232 nucleotides. RefSeq names its product coiled-coil domain containing 105 (gene TEKTL1). The record is from RefSeq and is a predicted model, not a curated record. Lineage: Eukaryota; Metazoa; Chordata; Lepidosauria; Squamata; Phrynosomatidae. The coding region runs from base 535 to 1971 and encodes 478 amino acids. The transcript is spliced from 8 exons.